Drosophila gunungcola (fruit fly) is the source of this 1476-nucleotide messenger RNA. RefSeq lists its product as uncharacterized. The coding region runs from base 84 to 1313 and encodes 409 amino acids. Lineage: Eukaryota; Metazoa; Arthropoda; Insecta; Diptera; Drosophilidae. Gene Ontology annotation, cellular component: extracellular region. The transcript has 3 exons. The record is from RefSeq and is a predicted model, not a curated record. Gene Ontology annotation, molecular function: chitin binding.
UUGGACGGUUCACAGGUCGUCGAUCGAAAGGAUUAGCAGUGCACUCGACCAGGACAAUCCCGCAGACUCUGAUCCUCUCCAGCAUGGAGCAAGUGCCUCUGCAACGCGGCGCAUGCGUCGUGGCAGUUCUGGUGCUGCUAUGGAGCGGCGGCUUGGCCCAGUUGCAGGUCCAGGCGCAAAGUGGCUACAACUACGGGCGACCCGAGGUGGCCAGUGUGGGCGGAGCCACCGCCGGAGGUCGACUGGCCCCCGGUCCGUAUCCCACGUCGGCGGCCAUUGCCCUCACCCCCGCCCCGGCCCCCACUGCGUACGGAGCGGGACUGUUUCCCUCGCCCGCAGUCGGAUUCACGCCCAGUGGCCAGGCGACCACUGCCUUUGGGGCUCCGGCCAUUGUGGGGGCCAGCAGCCCGGUGGGGCAGCCGCGGAGGCCUUCGCCCGGCGGAAUAGCCACCCCUCCGUCCCGCAGCGGACCCUACGGACCGCAGACGCCGCCGUACGGGAGCACUGGGGCAGGCGGCUCCGCCAUUCGGGUUCCGAGUGGCGCCGCGGACAGCGGCGACUACAGCGACUCCGAGGGCGACUACUCGGCCAUCCCGGGUGUGGCCGGGGUGGACUACCCCGUGUACGGCCAGGUGCCGCGCACCAACUUCGACUGCUCCCAACAGCCCCUGCCCGGGUACUACGCGGACAUCGAGGCCCAGUGCCAGGUGUUCCACAUCUGCGCCCUCAACCGCACCUACUCCUUCCUGUGUCCCAACGGCACCGUCUUCAGCCAGGAGACGCUGGUCUGCGUGUGGUGGAACCAGUACGACUGCGUGUCGGCGCCCAGCCUGUACGCGAACAACGCCUACAUCUACGACUACUCCGGCGGAGGUAGUGGCCAGACCGCUCUGGGCCAGUCCAGUGCCAGCAAUGCCUAUCGUCCGGCCGCAGCUUCCACGACUGCCUUUGGAGCCCCUGUGGCCACGUCCGGAACCCUUCGGGCCACCGCAGUGCCCCAGGCGGCGGGCUACAGCUCCGGCCGGGGCUCCUAUCCCUCGGCCACGCCCACACCAGCCGUCCAGAGCCAGGGCCCGUAUGGCGCCGGAGCCGUUCUUCGGCCCGCCAUCGUCCCGAGCUCCGGAGUCAACCGAUUGCCGCCGAGCGGAGCUGCCGUCGGACUCCUGGCCACCGCUGCCGGCGCUCUUCCCGAGAACGCGGUGCCCGGCUUCGGCCAGCAGCCGCAGGCCCAGCUGGUGGCCGGCGGAAACCGAGAGUAUCUGCCGCCGGCCGGCGUUGGACAGCAAAGGCAGCGCGGAGGUCCCACCGCAUAGUUAUCGAGACACUGGCGAUCCCCUGGCACUUGUACCCGGUUAUAUGGCAUUAGACUUAGUGACCCUAGGCUUAGCCUCCUUUUAGAAUGUUUGGAGCUCCAAACAUAGAUCUUUACGAAUAGUUUUAAAACCCAUUCAUUGAAAUAUACUACAAGAACUCGUU